CUGAGUGAGUGAGUGAGCUGCCUUUCCCCGUGUUCACUCCAAAUCCAGCCCAGCCUGCUCUGCCGCGAGCUCGCUCCUCGAUGCGACUGGGAUUUCCUCAACUUGCUAACACACACACACACACACACGCACGCACGCGCACACACACUCAUGCACACACACACACAUGCACAUAUAAUAUUCACAUAGCAUAGGAAACAUAGGAAGGCUACACACUUCUUCAGCUUGGGCUCGAGACUCUCUCUUUCUCUGACCCACACACACUAAUACACACACAUACACACAUUCAAACGCACGAACGCACUCACUCACGCACGCGCGCGCACACGCACACUCACACAUACGCACACACACACACACACACACGCUCGCGCACUCCGUCCGUCUGCGGCUCCAGCAGCGCAGCGCAGCAGCGAUGGCGAGACGACGCUCGCUUUAGUGGCUCGCGCGCCCGUUCGUGCUCGCCUCUCACGAUACUUUUUUUUUCCCCUUGCGCUACUUUUUCGCGUGCCCUCUCUCUACCUCUCGCGCCGUCGAUAUCGUGGAGAUGGUGCGUUAGGGACCGCGCACGGGCUCUUUUCUCCCUCUCUACGCCGGUCUUUCUCCUCACGCGCUCGGCUUUGGGAUGGAGUUUAUGCGAGGAGCUCGUGCUGGAAGAGCAAUGCAGCAGCAGCAGAGGCAGAGGCAGCAGCAGCGCGCGGGGCUUUGCACUGCACAUCAGGACUGAGGCACGCGCCAAACCUCCUAUACAAACAGCCAAAAACACGAGAAAAGACUACUACUACUACUACACACACACUGCUGGGACACUGGUGCACACUCUUCUUCACUCUAUGGAAGAUGACCGGUGAGGACCCUCAGCCCAUGACCGAUCGCUGACGUUCCCCAGAACCUGGAUACCCGUGCUGUUUUUUUGUUUUCUGCUAAUCCACUCACUUCUCCAACCGCCGCUGCCCUCGUCCGGCAUCUGGAAGCCGAGGAACAAAAUGGCCGCCUCGGUGUGGAAGUGCCCCCUGCUGUGUGGCCUCCUGUUUGCCGUGGCCUUUUACCAGUGCUCUGAAGCGUUUAGUCGGGCGGCUCUACCGUUUGGCCUGGUACGCCGAGAGCUGUCGUGCGAAGGCUACCCCAUUGACCUUCGCUGCCCGGGGAGCGACGUCAUUAUGAUCGAGACGGCCAACUACGGCCGCACGGAUGACAAGAUCUGCGACGCUGACCCUUUCCAGAUGGAAAACAUCAACUGCUACCUCCCAGAUGCCUACAAAAUCAUAUCUCAAAGAUGUAACAACCGGACGCAGUGCGUCGUUAUCACCGGCUCCGAUGUCUUUCCAGAUCCGUGUCCUGGGACCUACAAGUACCUCGAGGUCCAAUAUGAGUGUGUUCCAUACAUUUUCAUUUGCCCCGGGACGCUGAAAGCAGUGGGGGAGCCUGCCUUUGUCUUCGAGGCAGAGCAGCAAGCGGGCGCCUGGUGCAAAGACCCCCUGCAGGCGGGCGACAAGAUCUAUUUCAUGCCUUGGACCCCGUACCGCACGGACACCUUGAUAGAAUACAGCUCUCUGGACGAUUUCCGGAACGGCCGGCAGACCACCACGUACAAGCUCCCUCACCGGGUGGACGGCACGGGCUUCGUGGCCUACGAUGGCGCCAUCUUCUUCAACAAGGAGCGCACCAGGAACAUCGUCAAGUUCGACCUGCGCACCCGGAUCAAGAGCGGCGAGGCCAUCGUGGCCAACGCCAACUACCACGACACAUCGCCCUACCGCUGGGGGGGCAAGACGGACAUUGACCUGGCGGUAGACGAGCGGGGUCUGUGGGUCAUCUACGCCACCGAGCAGAACAACGGCCGCAUCGUGCUGAGCCAGCUCAACCCCUACACGCUGCGCUUCGAGGCCACCUGGGAAACGGCCUACGACAAGCGCUCGGCCUCCAACGCCUUCAUGGUGUGCGGGGUGCUGCACGUGGUGCGCUCCACCUACGAGGAGAAUGAGAGCGAGGCGGGGCGCAGCCACAUAGACUACAUCUACAACACCAGACUGGGCCAGGGGGACCGCGCCGAUAUCCCCUUCCCCAACCAGUACCAGUACAUCGCUGCCGUGGAUUACAACCCUCGAGACAACCAGCUCUACGUGUGGAAUAACUUUUACGUGCUGAGAUACGACCUGGAGUUUGGACCGCCCGAUCCGGACGAAGUAUCAACAGUACCAGACAACGUGGUCUCCACAAUGUUUCCCAGAAGGACCACGACCACCAUCAGCACCACCACCAGCACCACGCACCGGGGCCCUGCUAACGUCACGUCCACCGCAGACCCCAGGCAAAGCAAGGGGGUGCUGGACCCAGUACUGGAGCACCCCGGAACGACGGACCCCACCAUCUCCAGCCUUCCCCCCUCCAGCAGACGCUUCUGCGAGACCACUGAGGUCAGGGACAUCAUCUGGCCACAGACACACAGGGGUCUUACUGUGGAGCGGCCUUGUCCGAAAGGAACCAGAGGUAUUGCCUCAUUCCUCUGUACGUCUGCAAGUGGCACCUGGAACCCCAAAGGGCCGGAUCUGAGCAACUGCACUUCCCACUGGGUCACACAGGUGGCGCAAAAGAUCCGGAGCGGCGAGAACGCGGCCAAUCUGGCCAACGAACUGGCCCGGCACACGCAGGGCCCGGUGUUCGCCGGAGACGUCAGCUCCUCCGUCCGGCUCAUGGAGCAACUGGUGGACAUCCUGGACGCGCAGCUUCAGGAGCUCAGGCCCAGUGAGAAAGACUCGGCUGGACGCAGCUUCAACAAGCGUCAAAAGCGAGAAAAGACGUGCAGGGCCUAUAUGAAGGCCAUCGUGGACACGGUGGACAACCUCCUGAGGCCGGAAGCCCUGAAGUCCUGGAAGGACAUGAAUUCCACGGAGCAAACGCACGCCGCCACCAUGUUACUGGAUACCCUGGAGGAAGGGGCCUUUGUCCUCGCGGACAACCUGAUCGAGCCCGCCGUGGUCAAAGUGCCCGCCGAUAAUAUAAUGCUGGAUGUGUACGUGCUGAGCACUGACGGCCAGGUUCAGGACUUCAGGUUCCCGCAGAGCAGCAAAGGAGGAGCAACCAUCCAGCUCUCAGCCAACACUGUCAAACUCAACAGCAAGAACGGUGUUGCCAAGCUGGUCUUUGUGCUGUAUAAGCACCUGGGCCGCUUCUUGACCACAGAGAACGCCACCCUGAGGCUGGUGGGGGAGGGCGGGGUCAGGAACCACACCCUGACCGUCAACUCCCACAUCCUGUCCGCCUCCAUCAACAAAGAGUCCAGCCGAGUCUUCGUGUCUGAACCGGUCAUCUUCACCCUGGAGCACCUGGAUACGGAGAACUACUUCAACCCAAACUGCUCCUUCUGGAACUACUCGGAGAGGAGCAUGAUGGGAUACUGGUCUACUCAGGGCUGCAAACUGCUGGGCACCAAUAAAACACACACCACCUGCUCCUGCAGUCAUCUCACCAACUUCGCCAUCCUCAUGGCUCAUCGAGGACACGUGGGUGAUGGAAGUGUCCACGAGCUGCUGCUGAAUGUGAUAAAGAGGAUGGGCAUCGCUGUGUCCCUUGUCUGCCUGGCCAUCAGCAUCUUCACCUUCUGCUUCUUCCGUGGUCUGCAGAGCGACCGCAACACCAUCCACAAGAACCUGUGCAUCAACCUCUUCAUCGCCGAACUCUUCUUCCUCGUGGGCAUUGAUAUGACUGAACCUCCGAUCGUGUGCUCAGUCAUCGCCGGAGUGCUGCACUUCUUCUUCCUGGCUGCGUUCGCCUGGAUGUGUUUGGAGAGCGUGCAGCUCUACCUCAUGCUGGUGGAGGUGUUUGAGAGCGAGUUCUCACGCAGGAAGUAUUACUACGCCGCCGGGUACCUCUUCCCAGCCGUGGUGGUGGGCAUCUCCGCCGCCAUCGACUACAGGAGCUACGGGACCGCCAGAGCCUGCUGGCUGAGGGUUGAUAACCACUUCAUUUGGAGCUUCAUCGGUCCUGUUGCAUUCAUUAUCAUGCUCAAUCUGGUCUUCCUGGUCGUGACCAUGUACAAGAUGGUGAAGCACUCCACCUCGGUGAAGCCGGACUCCAGCCGCCUGGAAAGCAUCCGGUCCUGGGUGCUGGGUGCGUUUGCGCUGCUGUGUCUUCUGGGACUGACGUGGUCUUUCGGAUUGUUCUUCCUGAACGAGUCGUCCAUGAUGGCCUACCUCUUCACCAUCUUCAACACCCUGCAGGGAAUGUUCAUCUUUAUCUUCCACUGUCUCCUGCAGAAGAAGGUACGAAAAGAGUACAGCAAGUGUUUCCGGCAGUCUCAGUGCUGCGGCGGUCUCCCAUCCGAGGGGUCUCACAGCACCGGCAAAGCGUCCACCUCCCGCUCCACCGCGCGCUACUCCUCCGCCACUCAGAGCCGCAUCAGGAGGAUGUGGAACGACACAGUGAGGAAACAGUCCGAGUCGUCCUUCAUCUCUGGGGACAUCAACAGCACGUCCACGCUAAACCAAGGAAUGACUGGCAACUAUCUGUUAACUAACCCCCUCCUCCGAGCUCACGACACUAAUAACCCCUAUAAUAACCUGCUGGCUGAGACCAUCGUGUGUAACACGCCCUCCCCGCCCGUCUUCCACUCACCAGGACAGCACUCUCUGAGCAACAGCCGGGACGUCAGCGCCAUGGACACUCUGCCGCUCAACGGCAACUUUAACAACAGCUACUCUCUGCGGGACGAGGAGUGCGACGACCCUGUGCUGCGCUGCCCGGCCGAGUGCGCGCUGGGCCUGGACGACGCUGCCUUCGAGAAGAUGAUCAUUUCCGAGUUGGUGCACAACAACCUGCGGCCACGGGGCGGGGGCGGGGCCGGCGGCCAGCCUCAUCCCCCCCGGGGCCGGGACAGGGGGUUUCCAGCCGUAGCCUCCCGCCACGCCAUCCGGGGCAGCGGCGGCAGCAGCAGUGGCAGCGAGGACGACGCCAUCGUGGCUGACGCCCCCGCCCCGCCCACGUCUGCUUCCGCCGACCGCUCGACCCCGCUGGAGCUUCUUUUGCACCCGCACCACCGGGACGUCCUGGAUGCCCCACUGCUGCCCCAGCGGACUCACUCGCUGCUGUACGGCAACAGGCAGGCGCCCCGCCGGCCCGUCAUUUGCCAUGGCGGCCGAGGGGAUGGAGGAGAGGAUGAGGACGAGGAUAAUGAGGAGAAAAAAAAGGCGGGGCUUGAGGAGAGCAUGCAGUCACCCAGUAACAAUAGAGACUCGCUGUACACCAGCAUGCCCAACCUCAGAGACUCAUCCGUGGAGGACGACCGUUCUCCCAUUUACCCGCAGGACGGUGAGGAGGAGGAGGACGAGUGUUUGCCCUCCUCAUCCUCCAGCCACAGCGAGGCAAAGGAGGAGCCGUGCCACAAAAGCAUGCCGGACCUUGGCGACGGUGCUCAACCGCUGUCCUACUACCACAUCGGUAGACGGGGCACGAGCGAGGGCUGCAUCGGGCCGGGAACGCCCGAGGCCUGCCAGGCGGCCCAGCCCGAUCCGGCCCUCGACGGACAGAUGCAGCUCAUCACCAGCCUCUGAGCAACUCUUCCCAAUCCUCCUCUCCAUCCUUCCUUCUCUCGGCCCUGGACGCUUUCCAUGAGCCCCACGUUCAGUCUUAAAAUAAAGGAAUUCUCCACAGUUUAAUGGAAGCCAAUGAGGAGAUUCUUCCGUUCAAAAUGUAUUUCAAGUCCAUGGUUCUUUAGUUCUUUUCCUAUGUAUUAGGAAACUAUAACAGAUAAACCUUAGUUUACAAGAUAAUGCAGUAUUCCUUUAAGACCAGAGCUCAUCCACCCAGCAUCCCCCAACAAACCCUAAUAUAUGGUUGGUGUACCAUACUUGUGAUUGUGUGAUCUUUGAGAUAUUCUGGAAUGUUCUCUGAAUUUUAACACUGUUUUAGAGUGUUGUUCCCCCAUUGACAGCUCUAGAUUGUUCUUCAUCCUAUUCAAAAUCUUCUAGAAUGAUACCCCCAACCUAUGCUGUUUUAAAAUGUCCUACUUCCCUAUUACACUGUUUUAGAGUGUUCAUCCCUCUUUCACACAGUUCUGGAUUGUUAUAGUUCCAGUCCACACUGUUCUAGAAUGAUAUUCCCCAUAUUUGCUCUCUUAUUAAAUGCCUGUCCCAGUGAAUGUUUUCCUCACUUGCAGGCUAUUCUUGAAAGCCUGCUCCAUCAUACUGUUGUAAAAUGCCCCACUCUCUAUUACACUAUUUAGAGUGCUAUGUUCUCCACAUUCAAGCUAUUCUAUAAUUUCUAACCUCCAUAUUCCCUGUUAUUGUAUAUUUUAGAAAAAUAUUUGUCUAUUCACACAGUACAUGAUCUUCUGUUUAAUUAUCUUUAAUUCCAAUUUACAUGUUACAAUGUUUUCCCCACAUUUCCCCACUAUUCCAUGUAUUCUGUUCUAGAUUAUUCCUCCCUUUUUUACAGUUAUAGAUGAUUUUUCUCUUAUUCACACUAUUUUAAGGAAGAUUUCCUAUUCGCAAUGUUCUAGAAUAUAUUUUUCACAUUCAUACUGAUCUGAAACAUGCCCUCUUUCCUAUAGUCACACUAUUCUAGAAAGCCCUGCUUUGCUCUAUUCUAGAACAUUGUUCCUCCAUUCACACAGUUCUAGAAUGACCAUAUCCUUAUAUACACACCUAUCUAGAACCACCGCUCUCAUUAAAACUGUUCUAGAAUGUUUUUCUCUUUUUAACAGUAAUCUCCCCAUUUGUCCUAUUUUUUCAUGCUAUUCUACAAUGUUUAGUUCUCCAUAUCCACACUGAUCUAGAAUGCCCAUUGAUUCCCAUUCACACUGUUCUCAAAUACUAAUUUACCAAUGUCCACACUAAUCUAGAACCCCACUCUCCCAUUCAUACUGUUCUAGAAAGUUCUUCCCCUUUUCACAGUGGUCUAAAACAGUAUCUCCAAAUUUACACUGUCCUAUUUUUCACGCUUUUAUACAACAGUUUGUUCUACAUUUCCACACUAUUCAAAAUAGCCAGUUGAUUCCCAUUCACACUGUUCUAGAAUGCCAAUUCCCUUAUGUCCACAAUAAUCUAGAGGCAUGCUCUCCCAAUGAUACUGUUCUAGAAUGUUCUUUUUUUACAGUGAUCUAGAACAUUCUUUCCAUAUUUAUACUGUCCUUUUUAAGUUCUCCAUAUAUACACUAUUCUAGAAAGCCUGUUGAUUCCCAUUUACACUGUUCUAGAAUGGCAAUUUCCAUAUGUCCACAUGAAUCUAGAACCACACUCUGCCAUUAAUACUGUUCUAGAAUGUUCUUCUCCUUUCACAGUGAUCUAGAACAUUCUCUCCACAUUUACACUGUCCUAUUUUUUCAUACUUUUCUACAACGUUUAGUUCUACAUUUCCACACUGAAGGCCCAUUGAUUCCCCUUCACAGUGUUUUAGAACGCCAAUUUCCUUAUGUCCACACUAAUCUAGAACCACUACUCUCCCAUUGAUACUGUUCUAGAAUGUUCUUCUCCUUGUCACAAUGGUCUAGAGCAUUCUCUCCAUGUUUACACUGUCCCAUUUUUUGUUCUCUUUCAUGCUGUUGACCUACAAUGUUCAGUUCCCUAUAUCCACAAUAUUCCUGAAAGCCCAUUGAUUCCCAAUCACACUAUGAUCUAGAAUGUUCUGUUCCCAUUUUCCAUGGUUCUAUAAUGCCCUCUUUACCAUUUCCACACUGUUCUAGAAUCCCAUUUUCUUUAAUAAUGUUCUUGGAUGUCAUUCUCUCAUGCACACUGUUCUAGAAGGUUCCUCUGUGUCUGGAAUCUGUUAGAAGGCUGGAGUUUGUUGGGCAGUGUUGGGUCAGUGUGCUCUGGUCUUAUUCACCUUUUCCAGUUUUGUUGAUGUUGAAGAUGGGAUGAAUGCUGGCGCCUGUGUGUGUGUGUGUGUGUGUGUGAUUAUAAAAUAUGUGUAUGUAUGAUUGGGGUUCACUGGAAUCUACAGUAUGUGCCCAGCUUGGUUUGGGGGGUUUGGUUUUACUUCUUUUUUGAUGGUCCAUCACCCACAGACGCUCUUCUUUCUUCUCCUCAUCCCAGUUUGAUUGUAUUGUUUAGUUUUAUUGUUUUUUUUUUUUGUUUUUUUAUAUAAGUGGACCGGCCAUCUGCACGGUUUAAAUCACUCCACUGUGGGAUGGUGGCCGCUGAGGUGGGAAAAGCACACAGGCUGCUUGACGAGCAAAAAAAAAAAAGGUGUUUGUGAGAAAGGCUGGCGCUGUCCGCGCUCCGGCCAUCGCUUUGUAUGAUAUCCUGUACUGUUUGUACUGUUCCGAUGAAAAAAAAUGGACAUGAAGACAUGAACUUUACCCAUGCUAGACUUUUAGAACUCUUUGAGAACUGUCUCAGUCGGGUCGUUUCCGAAGGACAGUCCCUUCGACCCCUGAAGUUUAGGGGUUCGGGGACGGGUAGACCCAUGACUCGCGUCACGGACUGAACUGAAUUAAGAAAAAUGUUUUAAAAAAUUAAGAAAGAAAAAGAACCACUACUCCUGACUCAGGCCUUAUAUUUUCUCUAUUGCACAUGUAACAGUUGUAAGAAUGACAGCUAAAGAAGAUAUAUUUUGCUGUACCACAAGUGGAAAAACGUAAAAAAAAAAAACAAACAAAACAAAAAAACAAUUAGAAAAGAAAAAAAAAACUAUUAUUGCAACCAACAUUGAAAUUUGAGAGGUUUUAGAGAAGCGGUUGCACUUUUUUGUUGAAAUGUGUGAAAUCUUCCUACAUUUUGCUCGUUGUAGAAGCUUUGAGGACGUAAAAAGAAGCCCAUAUUCACAUUUCCACUUGUGAACAGUGUAUUUGCUUUCAUCAAUUACGGAUAUUAACAGAAAAAUUGAGUUUUUUAAUUUUUCCUUUUAUUUUGCCAAUGUACGUGUGCAGGGAAAAAAAGCUUUCUUCCUUCUUUUUCUGACCUAAAAAAGUUCCGUCUUGCACAAAUUGGGAGUGAAUUGGACUUCUAUGUAAUUUAUUUUGGUGUAAAAAUGCUUGGCAGUAAUUGCCAGGGACAAAGAACCUUUUUUUGUGUCAACAUAAUGUCUUAUAAAACAUAUCUCAGCAUUUGACACUAAAUAAUUUAUUAGAUGAAGUAUGGAAUAUUGAGAAAUAAUGAUAAUAAUAAUAAUAAAAAAGGUUGGAAGGAAAGUGUGUGCGAGAAAACAGCGCCGUUGUAUUGGUUUCGAUCUUUUCUAGGAGCCCAUUGUCAGACGCUGAUGUAAAUUCAACUCUUGUUUGAUAUCAAAUAAAUGUGACAAUUUUUUUUUC
Molecule: messenger RNA, 9244 nt
Organism: Astyanax mexicanus (Mexican tetra)
Lineage: Eukaryota; Metazoa; Chordata; Actinopteri; Characiformes; Acestrorhamphidae
Product: adhesion G protein-coupled receptor L2
Exons: 22
Coding region: 987-5549 (1520 amino acids)
Biological process (GO): adenylate cyclase-activating G protein-coupled receptor signaling pathway; brain development; cell surface receptor signaling pathway
Cellular component (GO): neuron projection; membrane
Molecular function (GO): G protein-coupled receptor activity; carbohydrate binding
Source: RefSeq, a predicted model, not a curated record